Molecule: messenger RNA, 1752 nt
Organism: Lytechinus variegatus (green sea urchin)
Lineage: Eukaryota; Metazoa; Echinodermata; Echinoidea; Temnopleuroida; Toxopneustidae
Product: allatostatin-A receptor-like
Exons: 3
Coding region: 506-1600 (364 amino acids)
Biological process (GO): neuropeptide signaling pathway
Cellular component (GO): membrane
Molecular function (GO): G protein-coupled peptide receptor activity
Source: RefSeq, a predicted model, not a curated record
GCAUUGUAAAUAAAAAGGCAAAAAUCAACUUGAACCAAGAAUGCCGAUUGCCGGAGCUACUGUUUCAUCAAACUUAUAUCACAUUUCAUUACCUUUGUCAAUCGCUUUCGAGGUCUAAUUUUCGCGGUACGUGUUGGUCAUUAUCAGAAAAAAAUGUGUAAAGGGUAGAUUAAUGUAAAAUUGGCUUCAGACUUGGCAAAGAGUUAAACCUUACACGUUGCUUUACAAAUCAGAGAUUCAUGAAACAAUGAUUUCUGUAUUUCAACGGAAGGAAGCGUCGCAGUCGAAAUCUUGACAGACGUGGAAACAUUGUCGACAACGAUAAAUUUUAUAUUUCUAUUAUUUGCUAUAUAAGUAUGAUAACGGAGCAGUAUUUUACUCAUUAAGGAAUGUUAAACGUCUUUUGGCUGAUAACUAGAAACAGAAAUACAGCGGCACUUGGUCGCAUUUGGCAUGUUUGGGCACCACUUUGGUCAAGAGGCCUAAUCUUCGGGGAACAACAAAGAUGAUAUCAAUUUCGACACAACCAUCUUCGAUCAUUUCAGCUACGAUUUCAUCAACGAACUCGACAUGCAUCAACUCUAUGGACAGCGUGAUCCCGAACGAGGAUUGCAAAUACCUCACCAUCGCUGCCAUGGUGUUCGUCAUCGUCAGCAUCGUCGUCAUCGUCUUCGGUAUCGUAAUGAACAUGUGGCUCCUUGUCAUUCUCCUCUCCAAAGAUCGCAGACACAGGACGGUACCCGAUAUCCUCAUCGUCAACAUGACCGUCCUAGCCGUCAUCAUGUUCGUCUUCGUCGCUGGAGUCAACGUCGUUCUCUUUUCUCAGGAGGCUUUCCAAAUCAGGUUUUUCAGCAACCUGAAACUAGAUAAGGCUAUUUUGUAUUUUCAAGUGUUUAUUGCAUUGUCUUCAUUUACUACCCUCGUCGUGCUUGCUUUGGAUCGUUUCUUUGCGAUCGUUCAUCCUCUUUUAUCGAGACCAUACCGAACUAAGAGGAACGCCGUCAUAUGCUGUGUCUGCGUUUGGAUAGUGUGUGGAAUAAGUGUACUACCAAUCGUGAUCAAUGGUGGAACAAGACACGUCUUUGAGAACUAUAACAACCCUUCCUUCAAGCCAACUGUCAUCGUCUCAACCAUAUUCCUAUAUGGGCUAUCGAUUACCAUCUCUAUCGCUUGCUACGCCGCCAUUUUGAAAGUCCUUUGGCGCAACCCUUUCCAUGGACAAACUCACUGUGGAGAGCACAAUAAACCCAUCACAAGGCGUCGACGGAGGCAGCGAAUUCAAAUCCUGAAGACCGUCACCAUCAUCAUCACCAGCAACGUCGUCAUCUAUGGAUAUUUCUUCGGUGUGAUAUUGUGGAUUGCUUGCGGCGGUCAUACGCGCGUCAGUGCGUGGUUCGGUCACGCACUGUUAUAUUCCGCCAUUUUGGUGGCGUACUUGAACCCCUGUAUAAACCCAUGCGUCUAUGCCCUUCAUCAGAUGAGGAUCAGACGAUAUCUUUCUCGAAGAAAGUUGCGGAAGUUGCAAGCAUGGAGUGGUCGCCCGUUACCUAGUACCAGAUCGGAGAUACGAGCUCGUGAAGAAUAUGGCAGUUUCAUUUAAUGAAACUUGCUGGACACAACAGAUGCACUAUUUUUUGAGCAUCUGUCUGAGGAUGCGCUCUCUGAUUGAUUUGAUACCAUAUUGUAAACUCCUGAAGAAGACGGAGGACCAUUGAAAAUUCGAGUUAAUAAUAAAAACUUUAUUGGCAAGUA